Eurypyga helias (sunbittern) is the source of this 1482-nucleotide messenger RNA. Its product is annotated as pancreatic lipase-related protein 2-like. The record is from RefSeq and is a predicted model, not a curated record. Bases 1 to 1482 code for a protein of 493 amino acids. Gene Ontology annotation, biological process: lipid metabolic process. Gene Ontology annotation, molecular function: triacylglycerol lipase activity. The transcript has 11 exons. Lineage: Eukaryota; Metazoa; Chordata; Aves; Eurypygiformes; Eurypygidae.
AUGGGUUCACGGACAGCAUGGACAAGUUCAUGGAAGAGAAAUUCUCAAGAACUCCUGGGGGAUGGAGAGUCAGCACUUUGUGGCUUGCUGCUUCCUCCACAGGUUCCAGAUAACACUAAAGUAGUUAACCCCAUUAAAGUGGAGUCACACAACAACUGGUCUGACCUGGUUCGUGUUAUCUCCCAUGAAGCAUACCUGACACAAGGAGAUCUCUUUUGGCACUACCCAAAGUCACAGGUGCAGCUGGAAACAAGCACUGUGGACCAGCGGCGGGAUGAGUGUCCCUCAUUGGGCAGACACAGUGCCAUCCUGCUUCAUUCCAUGCUCUGCAAAGAGCCUCUGCAAGGCUUGCCACAAUCAGCUGAAAGGUGGACCAAAGAACUUGCUCGGAGCCUCGCCAAGAUGUUUGCAGUAUGGAUCACUACUCUUUUUCUUCUUGAUGCAGCCAGAGGAAGGGAAGUUUGCUAUAAAAGGCUCGGAUGCUUUACAGAUAAGCCCCCUUGGUCUGGCAUCCCAGGGAGACAACUGGCAGGGUUGCCCAGCUCUCCAGAAGAUGUGAACACCAAUUUCUUCCUUUACACUAGAGACAACAUCAUGAAAUAUCAAAAAAUUUCUGCCACAAAUCCUUCAACUAUCAAAGCUUCGAAUUUUCGAACGCACAGGAAAACUCGCUUCAUUAUACACGGCCAUCUUGCUGGAGCGGAUCUCCCCUGGAUAACAAAUAUAUGCAGGCUCAUGUUUCACACUGAAGACGUGAACUGCAUUUUGACUGACUGGAGAGGUGGCUCUAAUGGUUUGUACACCGACGCAGUUAACAAUGUCCGCGUUGUGGGGGCUGAGCUGGUAUAUCUGGUGAACUUUCUUGAGAAAGACUAUGGCUACUCUCCUGCCAACAUUCAUUUCAUCGGCCAUAGUCUUGGAGCACAUGCAGCAGGGGAGGCAGGGAGAAGGAAACCUGGCAUUGGAAGAAUAACAGGUUUGGAUCCAGCUGGGCCCCUGUUCCAGUAUACUCCCACAACGGUUAGGCUGGAUCCUUCAGACGCUACAUUUGUUGAUAUAAUUCAUACUCACGCCGGUCAUCUUUUCUUUGACUUUGCUCCAGGGAUUCUUCAGACUUGUGGACACCUGGAUUUUUACCCAAAUGGUGGGAAGAAGAUGCCAGGAUGCAAGCAGCUUCGUGUACCUCCUGCAACUCGGAAUAUCAAUGACCUUAUGAGAGAAUAUAGAUCUGUUGGAUGUGGGCAUAAAAGAAGUCUCCAGUAUUAUGCUGAGAGUAUUAUCACUCCAAAUGGAUUUGUCGGGUAUCAGUGUGAAACAUACCGAGCUUUUGUACUGUGUAAGCAGCAAUUAAAUAUGAAUCCAGUCACUGCUGCUUCCUCCAGAUACUUCCGAGACUUCUCACGAACACCAUCAUACAGUGGUGCAAAGCAGUGCCAUGUAUCAGCAAACAAGAACCAGACCCAGAUCCAAGCAUUCACGUAG